UUGAAGCUUCUUUCUUGACCUUGUUAUUUGGUUUCACAGAAAUUUCCUAUCUCGAAACUCACUUUUUUUUAAACUGCUGACUAAAUUAUUCACGUUGCUGCUUUAGCUCUGUGCCCAUCGUACAUAUAAAUAAUUUCGCCUCAUUUAAAGGGGAGUGCAGCACUUAAUGAUGUAGAAUAGAAUUGAACUUUACUAUUGUGAUUUACUAGAGUUUCCUGAAAGCAGCAGACGCUGUCCCGUCCCGCAAAGUUAGCUUUAGCAAUAGGUGCAGUUAGCUGGUAGAAGAGGACCGCAGCAUCAGCAUCAUCCACACACAAUGACAUAAAAUAUUUACCCACUUCUUUGACUGUACUGGACGACGGUCAGGAAUAUUCCUCGCACCAGUUAAAGAUGAGUCGCUUCUGUUCGGACAACAACAACUUUCCCUAUGACAACAACAUUUUAGUUUUGGAUAUGGUGUUGGGCUCUCUGUGGGGGGUGCCCCAGCCCAUAAACUGGGACAAUGUAGCCAAGUUAGUCCCAGGCUUCACUCCCAAGGAGUGUGCCCAUCGAUUUGAGGAGCUGAAAAGCACGGGUGGGUUUCCUCAUGUGGACUAUCAAUGUAAUGCCCUGACGGAAGGAGUCACCUCGCCGUCAGAUGACCCGCCCACACUGCUGGACACCGGAGAGGUGGUUAAGAGGGAUGGGAGCAUCCAGAGCUGCAGCAAAGUUGCAGGCUCCAAGUCGAUCCCUUCAGGAAGAGGUGGUCCUGUGGAGAAAAAGGAGAGACGGGUUUCAGCGGAGGAGGGUGACAAACCUCCGAAGCCACGAGAUCCCAACAUGGUGAUCCAUGUGUGCGACGAGACCAAGAACCUGAAGCAGGACUUCACGUGUCCCAGAGACCUUUUAGUCAAAGAGAUGCGCUACUUCGCUGAGUAUUUGUCUGUGGACCAGCAGAGGUGGGAAGAGGUGGACAUCUCGGUUCACUGCGACGUGCAGAUUUUCGACUGGCUCAUGAACUAUGUCAGGAGGAACUCUGCAGGAGAGGGGAACAAGGACAAACCCCGGCUUGAGCCCAGCAAUGUGAUCUCAAUCCUGAUCUCCUCCGAGUUCUUGAAGAUGGAUACGUUAGUUGAGGAGUGCAUCCAGUACUGCCACAAACACAUGAGCGCCAUUGUGGCCACUCCCUGCAACAUGAACUGCAUCAACAGCAACCUGGCCACACGCAUCGCUGAACUCUUCAACCACAAUGAGGCCGACGACAUCCGGGACAAAAAGGACAAGUUUAAGAGCAAACUGUUCCAGAAGAAAAUUGAGUGUCUGUUUGAGCUGAACUACCGGAGCAGAGAUUCACCGGGAAACGCCUCGACUCUCUACAGGUGUGGUCUGUGCCUUAAGCUGCUGACCAAAGACACAGAGAGGAAGAUUUCCUGCAUUCCAGGGAAAAUCAAUGUUGAUGCUCGAGGAGAAAUCAUCUAUACCCACACUAGACAGAAGAGCUGGGAUGUGCAUGAUUACAUCACCAGCCUUUAUGAGGAGCUCAAGUCCUGGGUCCUGGUUUACUGGAGAAUCUGGGGUACCAUCAACUACCUCACCUGCUCCCGAUGCCAACAGGUGUUUGUAUGUGCAGAGCUGACUCAUUGCAGAUAUCACCCAGACGGCGUGCUGUACCCCGGCAUGGGUGCAGAGAAAGGCUGUCAUGGUGCAGGGAUAUAUCCCUGCUGCAACCAGAGGGUUCUCCGCUUCGACCCUACUGGAAUACCAAAGGGCUGUAAGAUGCGAGACCACAUUGUGAACGUACCCAGCGAGGAGAACUGUGACGAGGAGACGUCGACUCAGACCAGAGUCCUCAAUGACCUGCUGCUGCACAGAGACGCUGUGUGUUUGUCCUACGCACCUCCUGCAGAGGGGACCGAGGAGAGUCCAUCUGGUGCAGAAAAAGUUCAGGACUGCGAUGUUUUCUUAGAGCCAACCCUCCUCGGAUCUCUGAGAGGAGACGGCAGCACUUUUUCCCUUCUGAAAAACUGGAGCCUCCAGCUGAGGCAGCAGUCGCUCCUGUCAGAGGAUGAGGAGUACACCACAGGGUCAGAGGUCACUGAAGACGAGGUUGGAGACGAAGAAGAGCUGUCCAAGAAACAAGCUGCUAAAAAGGCCAAAAAGACCCACAGACCCCUGAAGAAACAGCUGUCCUCUCCAAACUUCCAGCGCAGGGAAAAGUCUGAGAAAUCUCAGAGCAGAGACAACACACCCUUCACAGUGAGCGUCCAGAAGAGUAAGUGGGACAGCUCUCGCUCCAUGCGCUACAACCAGGACGCUCAGAGAGAAGAAGACCAGCGGCGCAUGGUGGAGAUCAUCGGCCACCUCACCAAGAUGAGGUUCGGAGACCAGGAGCAGAGUAAAUCCAAGGAUACUAAAGAGGUGGAGCCUGCAGGGGGAAUCUAUGCACGACUGGAAGCUCAGUUUAAGAACACCCCUCAACCCAGACAGAGCACAGAGAAGACGCCCAGAUCUAAACUCCGCUACGCUCAGAUCAGAACAACAUAAACGACUUGAUGGGAAAGAAGGCGGUCGACGCUGUUCUGAAAAUCUGACGAGCCGAGAUCCUUCUGUGAAGGCUGGAAUGUUCUCCAACUUAGUGUUUAACCCAGCUAUGGACUCUUCUUCUCCUCAUCUUGACCCCCUUUCUCAGGCCCAUCAACCCCCACUCCACUCAGAUGACCGAAUGGGUCACCGUCAGCAACAUCUUCUGUCGCUUCACUCGCCGUGUAUUUGUGCAGCUGUUGGCCGGGUCCUUAAAAACAAGGUGAACUCUGGGUCUAGUUCGGCUAAUAGGAACACAGGCUGGGAUUUCUACAACAUGAGACAUGUAUGGAAACUUAUUUCUGCCUGUAAAUGGAAAAAAACAGACUAAAUUGAAUUAUAAAUGGACUUAAAUUGAAUAUAAAGUGGUCAAAAUUACUUCUGUGCUUUAUAAUUGACUUAUUUAAUUGAUUAGAAAGUGUCAUGGAAAGAAUUAAAAAAAAUAAAAAAUACACUGCCCAUUCCCAAAAGAAAAAGGUCAGAUAUUCUAGUACUUCUUGGGUCGCCUUUAGCUUUGAUUCCAGCAGCAUUCACUGUGGCAUUGUUUCGACAAGCUUCUAGAAAGUCAAAA
Melanotaenia boesemani (Boeseman's rainbowfish) is the source of this 3130-nucleotide messenger RNA. It is a transcript of the gene sanbr, whose product is annotated as SANT and BTB domain regulator of CSR. Bases 391 to 2523 code for a protein of 710 amino acids. The record is from RefSeq and is a predicted model, not a curated record. Lineage: Eukaryota; Metazoa; Chordata; Actinopteri; Atheriniformes; Melanotaeniidae. The transcript has 21 exons.